CACACACGAGCAGAGCGGUGAGAGAGUAUAAAAGGCGCAUCCUUCCCACUCAGCAGACAAGCGCUCUCCGAACGCUCACACACUCCCUUCAACGAACCGAACCUCUUUUCUCAAGAUGCCUGCAGGGCUGAGUGUGUGCGUGGUUCUGGUGGUCCUGUGCGCAGGUUCUUUGGGGUUCCCCUUCUCCUCCCAUCUUGGGGACGAGAACCGGCGUUCCUCCCCUGAAGAAGGCCACCUGGAAGCCGCCGCCCACACUUUGGGGCAGCCGCAUCUCCGACACAGCCGCUCGGUCCCCCAGCUCCGAGCUUCACAGGAGGAUGGCGAGUCGCGAGCCAACCUCAGCGAGCUGCUGGCCAGACUCAUCUCGUCCAGGAAAGGUUCGGUGCGUCGGAACUUGUCACCCAACAGCAGAGGCGGCGGCCCGAGCGGCGCCAACCACCGGAUAGCGGACAGGGACUACAUGGGCUGGAUGGACUUUGGACGGCGCAGCGCUGAGGAGUACGAGUACUCCUCGUAGAAUGGAAACGCUCCGACAUUGACUGUCCCUUCACACGCAACAACAGUUUACCUGAUGACGUUGUACAUUUGUUUGUAAUGUACUGUUAAAUGCAAUAUACAUAUGCCAAACUUUUGCCUCUCUGUCACCAAUUUGUUUAUCGUAUUGAAAGUGGGGGCGGGAAAUGUGGUGUCAGGGUACAUUGAGACUUACUCGACCGAAGAAUCAGAACAAACGUUGACCGCUGGUCUCACGCUCUCUUUUCUUUGCCUAAUGUUUAAUAGUCAUGUAAACGUCUGUUGGGACUUUUUGACAUAUAUAACGAGCAUUGUCUGCAGUUGUUGUACCGUACUGUAAUAUGGUGAGUUGUCACUGAGAAUCAUCCAUGCAAAAAAAUAAAAAUAAAAUGACAUCUUGAAA
Molecule: messenger RNA, 916 nt
Organism: Hippocampus comes (tiger tail seahorse)
Lineage: Eukaryota; Metazoa; Chordata; Actinopteri; Syngnathiformes; Syngnathidae
Gene: ccka
Product: cholecystokinin a
Exons: 4
Coding region: 116-517 (133 amino acids)
Biological process (GO): digestion
Cellular component (GO): axon; extracellular region
Molecular function (GO): neuropeptide hormone activity
Source: RefSeq, a predicted model, not a curated record